UGGGCUUCCUUCACGCUCGCCGUAGUUAGACCCAAGAUGGCGGCCGCCGGUGACGUGCCGGUCCGGGUUUGCAAUCAGGAGAUUGUCAGAUUCGACCUGGAGAUUAAAGCCGCCGUGCAGGAUAUCCGGGAUUGUACAGGACCUGUAAGUGCACUUACAGAAUUGAAUGCCAAAGUAAAAGAAAAGUUCCAGAAUUUACGUCGUAGAAUACAGGAGCUGGAACAGAUGGCUGAGGAGCAAGAUAAAGAAUCAGAAAAACAAGUAUUACUCCAAGAAGUAGAGAACCAUAAAAAGCAAAUGCUCAGCAAUCAGUCAGCCUGGCGAAAGGCAAACCUAGCUUGCAAAAUUGCCAUUGACAAUUCUGAGAAAGAUGAAUUGCUGCGUGGGGGAGAUCCUUUACGACAAAGAAAAUCUACUAAGGAAAGUUUGGCAGAGGGGGCAAGUAACAUCACAGAGAGCCUGAUGGGAAUUAGCAGAAUGAUGUCUCAGCAGGUUCGGCAAAGUGAGGAAACCAUGCAGUCUCUAGUUAAUUCUUCACGAACCAUCUUGGAUGCCAAUGAGGAGUUUAAAUCCAUGUCUGGAACAAUACAGCUGGGGCGAAAGCUUAUUACAAAAUAUAAUCGCAGGGAGCUGACUGAUAAAUUGCUCAUCUUUCUUGCCCUUGCCUUGUUUUUGGCCACUGUGCUUUACAUCCUCAAGAAAAGACUGUUUCCCUUUUUGUAAUUUUUUCAGGACCCCGGUGAACCUGAACAACAUUCAGCAAAUAAUUAUAGAGUUCUUUUCCUGUCUUCUUCCUCUCAGCACACAUAGUUAUUUUCUGGGUUCAAAGUUGUGCAUCAAGGCUGUCCUCAUCAAGCGAGAGCAGGGUGUAGACUGGGGUCUUACCCACUCUCAUGGGCUCCCAUGACAGAUGGACAAGGACUUCUGUGAAGAAGCCCCACCCCAGACACUUUACUGCAAGAAAGGCAACCAGACUGUCUUCCAAUAUUUGCUGGUCUGGCAAAAUGAAGAGAUCUGAGUAAGCUGAAGGAGCUGGGCUAGCGAUAUGGAAAGAGUCAAGAGGAUCUAUCGUCACCUCCAAAUAAUGAUGUUUUUAAAUGGUAACUUUUCAUUCUGAAACAUUUUUCAGCAUUACUUUCUACAAACACAUCAAAGAGCAUUUUUUGUAAUUAGUGUUUUCCUGUGGGACUUGCAUGUUUGCAGUAUAAAGCACAAAUUAUAAAAACAUUCCUUAAUUUUCUAGAAUGUUUAAUCUGUUAUAAACUAUGGGCUUAAACACAAGGGUUCUUUUUCCCUGUAUGCACCUGUUGGUAGCUGAAAAUUAUUCUUCUGUUAAUGUCCAGUUAAACAUUCAGUGGUGCUUCCUGUUGCCCCAGUUAAAAUGCCAGUAGCAAAGCACUGACACAGACGAUUUCGGGUGCUUUCCCUUGCAAUUCAUUUCAAUUCCUCUUCUCCUGGUUUUCAUGCAAGGAACCGUCCCUUUCUUAGAAUCCGGUCAGUUAUCAUGUAAAUGUCUGAUCUCAUCGGUGGAUUCCAAAUUAGAAAAUUGGGGCUUAGUCCCAUGAGUGUUGCACUUAAUAGAAAUUAAAUAGUCUGUGCAUAGUCAUAGUCAGAUACAAGUAUUUUAUGUUGCUAGAUCUUUUUGUGAUUUUUGUGGAGGUUGUUGAGAAGCCCUAGGAGAAUAACUUUCAAAAUGAGUCUGCCCAUGCAGAAGCCAGUGCAAUGUUUUAUUAUCAUCUGUUGUGCAUAAUUUCUACAAGAAUAUUCAAGCUAAUGCAGUACUUAAACUGUCCAACAAUACAAGGCGAUUGGUACUUAGCAUGAAUAAUACACUAAAUGGGAGCCAGUAUGAUGUAGUUAAGGUGCUGGACUAGGAGCAGGGAGGCUCGGGUUUUAGUGCUCCCUUAGCUAUGGAAACCAGCUGGGUGACUGGACCAGUUCAUCUCUCUCAGCUCUAGACUGGGAAGUCAAAAAACCUCCUGACCAUCUCUACUGGACCAGUGUAGUAGAUUACAGUCCAUGGCCUUCAAUGAUGUGGGCUUCAUCCUGCAGUGGAUUGAUUCAGCCUGAUUGUAAUACACUAAACAUUUGUUACUGAAGGAACUGAAAAAAUGGUGAAUGUGUUUUUCCCAUUUCCACUGUCAACAUAGGUGGAUGUAAGGCAGAUUAUAAAGACUGAUGUUCAUGACUAUAGAGCAGGUGAAAAUUACUCUAGUUUAUUAAUCCAGAGAGAGCCAGGCUGGUGUAGUGGUUAAGGUGCCAGGCUAGAAAGCAGGAGACUGUGAAUUCUAGUCUGCCUUAGGUAUGAAGCCAGCUGGGUGACCUUGGGCCAGUCACUCUCCUUCAGCCCUAAGAAGCAGGCAAUAGCAAACCACUUCUGAAAAACCUUGCCAAGAAAACUGCAGGGACUAGUCCAGGAAGUCGCCAGGAGUCAACAGUGACUUGAAAGUGCAUGCACACAAACACAUACACACAGAGAGACUAAUCCAGAACCAGAGACUGAUUUUUGUGUGUAUGCCACAAGAUGGCACUGAAGGACCAUAUUUUUAAAAAUUACAGAUAGUUCUUUAAUUUGCAGCAAUUGAAUAGGUUCAACACUAUUAUUCAAAAUAAUAGUGUUGCCUUAAAGCAAAAAAUGCAUGCGAGGGGGGAGUCAGAGAAGCAAACUGCACUUUAAAAAAACAUUUUCUUAUCCAGCUCUGGUAUCUUUUGCACUAAUACUUACAUUUGUCUUAGGCUUUCUUAUUAAAUUGGUAUUUAUUUCAGUAUUACAAGCAGGAGAACUAAAUAAAUUUUGUUAUUUGUUUGCAUGAGUUUUGUAGUAUGCAGAAUUCAGCACUAGAUUAACUUUUUUGUUAUUUUUGAAAGCCAACUUCAGCAAAGAGGUCUCUGGCAUGCUGCAGGGGGAUAAAAUAUUGUGUGUGAAUGUUUGGAACUCAAUUUGGAUCCCAACAUACAUAUCAAGCUCAGUGGAGAUGGACUGGACUGAAUACUGUGGACAAACCCCCUAGUUCGUGGCGUGGCCCAAAACAUCCAGUAAAUUGACCCAUGUUGAGGGGCUUGCUUUCCUAAGAACUCCUAACAGUGGCCCAACUGAUAAACUGCAGUCUAGUUUUCAUCACUUGAGUUCAGCCACCAGAUACUUCCUCAUUGGCUGGCUAGACUCCUAAACAUUAAAAAUGGGGAACAUUUUCCUUGACUAAGAAAACUAUUUUUCCAAAGAGGCUCGCUUUCAAUUAUCUUCUAUGAUUUAUAAAAUUGAAGAUCAUCAACAAAAAAAGCAGAGCAAGGAAGACCUGACAAAAAACAUUCAGGCAGGAGGCCCAAAGGAUUUCUCCACCUAUACAUGGCAGCAAGCACUGGCUAUGUGCAGAAACCAAGGUCUUGUUCAAUGCUGGCAUAGUUAACUAGUUCAGUCAGAUUGAUUCUGUUGAUUUUAUUUGGAAAACUCUGUGGUUAAUCAUUAACUUCCCUUGUUUUUUCAUAUGACCCUUUACCCAAUAAACUCCAUUUUUAUUUCUAGA
Candoia aspera is the source of this 3524-nucleotide messenger RNA. It is a transcript of the gene BNIP1, whose product is annotated as BCL2 interacting protein 1. The record is from RefSeq and is a predicted model, not a curated record. Gene Ontology annotation, molecular function: SNAP receptor activity. NCBI's taxonomy places the organism in Eukaryota, Metazoa, Chordata, Lepidosauria, Squamata, Candoiidae. The transcript has 7 exons. The coding region runs from base 37 to 723 and encodes 228 amino acids. Gene Ontology annotation, biological process: retrograde vesicle-mediated transport, Golgi to endoplasmic reticulum. Gene Ontology annotation, cellular component: endoplasmic reticulum; SNARE complex.